GGUCCGGGUUGCGCUCGGUUGUUACCCUCCUUAGUUGCGGUUGCUAAGGACUCGCUUGGGAGGACGGAGAUCCUCGGGUGGUCGGGCCUAUACAGCUGGGGGGUGCUGCUUGAUGUGAGGGGGCAGGUUUGUAUAGGGUCCGUCGUGGAAGAGGUCUGAGUCCAUCCCUGGAGCCGCGUGAUAUUGUUAGACAAUGUCUUGGCUUUCAGCGCAAAAUGGAACAGAAGCCGAAGAUCUGAAUGAUGAAGUCGAACAUAUUCCGGAUGAUGGAGAUUCAGCCAUAACGUAUGAAUCGGACACGGAUAAGAAAGUGAAAAAAAAGAAAACAAGCAAGUCUUCCAGGUUACAGAAUUCUCCAUAUCUCUCAAACACUAAGCUGUGUCCUAAAAAGGCUUCAGUGUGGCGGUCGUUAAAGGGAACUGGUCAGAUGCAUACUGAAAACCCAAUGGCCAAAGUACCGAGGCAGUUAUGGCUGGCAUCUCUGAAACAAGGCAACGGUAUGGCGCAGCCUCUGAGAUCGGAUAUUGACACGGGUCAGGCCUGGGCUAAUACUGCAAGCAGCACUCCAGAUUAUCUCAAGGAAGCUCUUGGAAUGAAGAAACCCAAAUAUUCCCGGUCUUCCAGCAAUGGUUACAUUCCUGGCACCCCAGACUACAAGGAGAAGGAGGAUAUGUAUGACCAAAUUUUAGACUUGAAAAAGACACUACAAGCUCAGAAAUCGGAGAGCGAUAUAAUGAAAACAAAGCUAAGAAGGUUGGAAGAGGAAAACAGCCGUAAAGAUCGACAGAUCGAGCAGCUCCUGGAUCCAUCCAGGAGUUCAGAAUUUACAAGGAGCCUUGUGGACAAGAAAAGUGACAACAGUCUGCUUGUAAACACUCUCAAGCAGAAGAUCUUGAAGUUAGAAAAACAAUGUAAGGAAAAGGAUAAUGCUCUAAGCAAACUGCAGACAGAGCUGAAAACCACAAGCCUGGAGGAGAUGAAGAUCGCAAUGGAGGCCUAUUAUGAAGAGAUUCAAAGGCUACAAAUUCUCCUGGCUAAAGCCGAGACGACAGAGAAGAGAUUGCCCCUGGAAAGCAAAGAAUCGCAGAAAAGACAAAAAGUGCUGAAUUCUGCAGUGAUGAGAUUAUCCAAACAAGUAAAGGAACUUCAAGAAGAAAACCAAAGCUUAAAAGCCGAUCUGGACAGAGCAUUGGCCCAGUCCCCUACGUCAGUCAGAUCGAAAGGUUAUAGUGAUUGGAGCAAACAGAGGCUGGUGAGGAGGAUUUCCGAACUCGAAAAGAAGUUGGAGAAUCAAAGUCCAUCCCCCGAAGCGCAAAUUAAAACGUCUCAGCUCAAAGGAGAUCCCAAGUCUCAGAAGGAAAAUGACUCUUCGAGCGUCAAGCCCGACCUUAACGAGGAAUGUGAACGUUUAAGGAACCUGGUCAAGAAAAUCAAAGAAGAUCGAGCUGCCCUUCAAAUCCUUCUUGGCUCCAAAGAGACGGAACUUAAAACACUAAAACAAGAAAAGACGGAAUUAGAGAAGCAAUUGCAACGUUUGAAGGACAGGAAUGAGGAGAGUGAAGAGAUUCGGAAGCUUAACCAAAAAAUAAAGAAGCUGGAGGCUGAGCUGGAAGAUGCGAAGCAUGAGAAGGAACUUACCAUUAAAGAUGUGAAGAAGAAUGAUUUGCAAGGAUCCCGUCCAGGUUCUGGAAGGAGUGACCAGAGUGCGGUGUCGGGGCCCGUCUCCUCCGCUACUGCGAGAGAGAGGCAGCGGAAGCAAGAAGCCGCCGAUCUCAUCCAGAAGAACUGGAGGCGAUAUAAGAGCAAGAAAGAAAAUGCUGAAUUGGAGGUGGCUGAAAUGCUUCAGGCAGCCAUUCGAGGGCACUUAGCGAGACAGAAGUACUUAUCCUCAACAGGACCUCGUUCCAAGUCUCCCAGCGCUGACAGUCUCAGCCGUCAGGACCCACCAGAUGAUGGCAAGAACGAAGACGACUCAGUCAGUUUUCUGCAGGCUACUUUCAGAGCACAUCUGGCUCGGACGAAAAUGCUCAGCAGCAGGCCCGGAGAACUGAAGGACAGAGACAGCCCUAGCAGAAUUCCGAAAGAGAGCGCAAGGUCAUCGUUUUCACGCAGGUCUCCCAACCGCGAUGCUCGAUACUCGUUAGCUGGUGGAAGCUCAGGAGAUCUCAGUGAGGAUCUGAUUGAAGAGCUAACAUCAGAAGAAGAAGAAGAAUCAAUUCAUAAAAGACCAGGGUCCAUCAAAGGUUCACCACAACGUCUGCCUUUAGGGAAGAACCAGCAACCUGUAGAAGACUCAGAUGACUCUGAUGGCAUCAUCAUCGUGUCUCCAUCGCGACCCACAAGGAGAAAAGACUCUGGUUUUUAGAACGGAAGGAAUUCUGUUGCUUUGUGCCUUUUUAAAUCUCGUUGCCGUUUGGAAAUAUCGUUUUAGCGCCCAAAUGGUUAUUUUUUUAAUAAUCUUUAUUCCAUUUCUUUUAAAUUCCUCUUGUAUACUUUUUUAUUAUUUUUCUAUUUAUUUUUUUAUGUACCAAAAAUAAUAUCUUGAUGCAUCUUUGUGCAAA
Spea bombifrons (plains spadefoot toad) is the source of this 2561-nucleotide messenger RNA. RefSeq names its product IQ motif containing E (gene IQCE). Gene Ontology annotation, molecular function: protein binding. The record is from RefSeq and is a predicted model, not a curated record. The transcript is spliced from 24 exons. Lineage: Eukaryota; Metazoa; Chordata; Amphibia; Anura; Pelobatidae. The coding region runs from base 194 to 2365 and encodes 723 amino acids.